UUUGUUGUCUUCCGCCUGUGAGCGACAGACUCGAGACACGGGACACGGGACACGGGACAGUGGUCCGGUCCAGACCUGAGACCUGAGCCGAGACCAGACCUGAGUCCAGACCAGAGCCCAGAGACCAGAGACCUGAGUCCAGACCAGAGACUAGACCCGAACCCAGAGACCCGAGCCCCUCUGUCCCCGGAGCGUCCCCGGGACCCGCGGUGUCUCUGUCGGACCCGGUCCACGGUGUCGGUCUUUCUCCGGGUCCUUCGGCGUAUCGGACCCGGCGCGCGCGUGUCCCGCGUGCACCGGACCCUCACCUGUGUGACGUCAGCUCGGGAUGCUGUCCUCGCGCCUGCUGAAGCCCGCCUCGUGGCUCCCCGCGAGCCUCACCCGAGUGCGCGCGACCAGCACCGGGACCAGACCCAAAGAUCAAAUCCGGAAACAGGAUCUGAAAGAUGAACCACGACCUCUGUACAUGGACUUCCAGGCCACCACCCCCAUGGACCCUCGUGUGUUGGACGCCAUGUUGCCAUAUCAGGUGAAUUUCUACGGAAACCCUCACUCCAGGACGCACGCGUACGGCUGGGAGAGCGAGAGCGCCAUGGAGACGGCGCGCAAGCAGGUGGCGGACCUGAUCGGGGCUGAUUCUCGGGAGAUCGUUUUCACGUCCGGAGCCACAGAGUCCAACAACAUGGCCAUAAAGGGCGUGGCGCGGUUCUACGGGCAGAAGCGGCGUCACGUGAUCACGACGCAGACGGAGCAUAAGUGUGUGCUGGACUCCUGCAGGGUCCUAGAGUCCGAGGGUUUCAGCGUCACCUACCUCCCCGUGCAGAGCAACGGCCUUGUGGACCUGGAGCUGCUGGAGAGGUCGAUUCGUCCGGACACAUCUCUCGUCUCCAUCAUGACGGUGAACAACGAGAUCGGAGUCAAGCAGCCAAUCAGAGAGAUCGGUCGUGUGUGUCGGGGUCGUGGUGUGUUCUUUCACACAGACGGGGCUCAGGCCGUGGGGAAAAUUCCGCUGAACGUGACAGAAAACAACAUCGACCUGAUGUCGAUCAGCGGCCACAAGAUCUACGGCCCCAAGGGUGUGGGCGCUCUCUUUGUGCGUCGUCGUCCUCGUGUGCGUCUGGAGCCGUUGCAGAGUGGGGGGGGGCAGGAGCGAGGACUCAGGUCGGGGACGGUCCCGACGCCGCUCGCCGUCGGACUCGGCGCCGCCUGCAGCAUCGCACAAGACGAGAUGGAGGUGAGACCCGGACCCGGACUGGGACUAGGACCUGGACCGAGACCGAGACUGAGACCGAGACUGAGACUGAGACCCGGACCGAAACCCGGGACCGAAACCCGGGACCGAAACCCAGGACCGAGACCCAGACUGAGACCGGGACCCGGGACCGGGACCGAGACUGAGACUGAGACUGAGACCCGGGACCGAAACCCAGGACCGAAACCCAGGACCGAAACCCAGGACCGAGACCCAGACCGGGACCCGGGACUGAGACCCAGACUGAGACCGGGACCUAGACUGAGACUGAGACCCGGGACUGAGACCGAGACCCAGACUGAGACCGGGACCUAGACUGAGACUGAGACC
This is a messenger RNA of Boleophthalmus pectinirostris (great blue-spotted mudskipper), 1582 nucleotides long. RefSeq names its product NFS1 cysteine desulfurase (gene nfs1). Gene Ontology annotation, cellular component: cytosol; nucleus; mitochondrion. The coding region runs from base 329 to 1567 and encodes 412 amino acids. Gene Ontology annotation, molecular function: cysteine desulfurase activity. The transcript is spliced from 8 exons. The record is from RefSeq and is a predicted model, not a curated record. NCBI's taxonomy places the organism in Eukaryota, Metazoa, Chordata, Actinopteri, Gobiiformes, Gobiidae. Gene Ontology annotation, biological process: iron-sulfur cluster assembly.